AUGGCUUCAGUAACCAAAGCUCAAUUUGAGCAGAUCAAGAAAAUUCAGCACCGAACCCGCGACAAAGAACUUCACUGGCUUGUGGAGCUGGUAGUCCAACCCGAACUCCCCCAGCUCGUGGAGGCCCUUCAGAUCUGUUGCAACCUAAUCUUGUACAAUUCGCCUCAGAGCCCAGAUAAAGAGAAACUCGUGGAAAAGGGUCCGGCAGUGACAUUGCCGGUGUCGUCAGCCAAGCUGGAGGCCGUAAAAGGUAUCUUAGUCAGGGACGGCGCCCACAUUACCAAAAUGAGCGUUGCAAUCAAGGACAGACAAUUCAACAGAGCCGUCAGCCACCUUAAGUUGAGUAAGCCGAUAUUACUUAAGCAAAUUAUGGCUGCUAAAAAGGCAAUUGAACAGUCCAUGGUGCUUCUAGUGCAAGCAGAAUCUAUUUUUGAUGACACCCUGCUGGAGAAGUGCCAGGAGCAGCAUCGGGUCAAACAUGAGCUGCUUCUAGAUUUGUUUGACGGACUUCUUAAAGAGCUACAGGUGGCUAAAAGGGCACUUCAGCUCCCCACAGAUCCCCAGCUUGUGUUUCCCCUAAAUAUCACUCCUCCAGCCCACUUUGAGCCACCACUCAACCCACACAUCGCCUUGGACCUUUACAUUUCACAGGCUGAAGUAUGCCUUGAUCUCAAAGACCUACACAUUGUGACUGAGAAGCCGUGGUGUGAGAUUGACCCGGAUUCAGGGAAAUCGUACGUGGACCAGGUGAGAGACCGUAUGUCCGAGGGUAAGAGCGAGGCUACAGAUCACCAAAGCAGGAAUAAAGACAAGGAAGGUGUUUUAAGCAAUGUCUUUGGCCACUUGCUGCUUCGACACAAGUACGAGGCCCAGGACUACAUCACCAGGUGUAUCACCUACAAUAACCAGGUGGUGAUUGUGGAACACAAGCUCGAGGUGUCAUCGGCAGACCCUGUUUUGGUAAGUGCGUUUACCAAGCUCGACUCAGUGGAGUAUAUCGUAUCCAGUUUCAUGGAUAAUAUCAAGAAGUUGAUGUAG
Molecule: messenger RNA, 1038 nt
Organism: Candidozyma auris
Lineage: Eukaryota; Fungi; Ascomycota; Pichiomycetes; Serinales; Metschnikowiaceae
Gene: RAV2
Product: Rav2p
Exons: 1
Coding region: 1-1038 (345 amino acids)
Cellular component (GO): RAVE complex
Source: RefSeq, a predicted model, not a curated record